UCUACUAAACUCUCCACCCAUGGCAAAUGAAAUUUCCAGACACAUAUUGUCCUUCGUAUUGGUUUUACUACUCCUCUCCGAGACUGUCUCAUUUGACUGGAAAAAACCUUGCAAGAGUUUUGUUCUCUACCAACAUAACAUCGCCUACGAUAGUGAUAACACGGAUAAUGCCACAUCAGCAACAAUCUUGAACCCUUUAGGACUAGGGAACUUUCUUUUCGGAAAGUUUGUGAUCUUUGACAACCCUGUAACAAUGGACCAGAACUAUCUCUCCAAACCGGUGGCUCGUGCCCAAGGAUUCAUUUUCUACAACAAGAAGUCUAAUUUCAACAUUUGGGUCGCUUGCACGCUGGUGUUCAACUCAACGCAACACAAAGGUACAUUUACCAUAAUGGAUGCGAACCCGAUAAGGGAGCCGACCAGAGACUUAUCGAUAGUUGGUGGGACCGGUGACUUCUUCAUGACUCGUGGGAUAGCUACGUUCAAGAGCGACCUCAUUCAAGGCAGUAAGUAUUUCCGUCUCAAAAUGGACAUUAAUCUCUAUGAAUGUUACUAA
Messenger RNA from Brassica oleracea var. oleracea, 556 nucleotides. Its product is annotated as dirigent protein 12-like. Bases 20 to 556 code for a protein of 178 amino acids. The transcript has a single exon. Lineage: Eukaryota; Viridiplantae; Streptophyta; Magnoliopsida; Brassicales; Brassicaceae. The record is from RefSeq and is a predicted model, not a curated record.